AAGUCACUUUAAAUAACUUUGGUCAUUUUUUGCAGCGUCGGCUGUAAAAACCACGUCAUUCUGUCAAACAACUCCCCUUUUUCCUCCCUGUUGGACCAACAUCCACAGUUUAGGAACAACUGGAUAAAGAGUUUUUUGGAUCAGAAGCUCAAAUCAUGAUGACCGGAUUUCGGCUGAACUUGUCGCCGCUGAAGGAGCCCCUGGGCUUCGUCAAACUGGUGGAGUGGCUCACGGCCAUAUUUGCUUUUGGAAGCUGCAGCGGGUACUCGGGGAAGAACAUCAUCUCUCUCUUCUGCGGCGAUGGCAGGAACGAAACCCUCGAUGCCAACUUUCACUACCCAUUUAGGUUAAGUCAAGUCCCGCUCAUCGAGGGAAACACCACUCUUUGUAACCACUCCGCCACGACGACGCACUUAGUGGGCGACUCGGCGUCCGCAGUAGAGUUCUUCGUUGGCAUCGCCGUCGUCUGCUUUCUGUACAGCAUGGUGGCUCUGUUGGUGUAUUUAGGCUACAUGCACGUCUACAAGGACUCUGACUUUGGACCUAUUUUUGACUUUGUGAUCACAGCGAUCCUGGUCUUCCUGUGGCUGGUGUGUUCGUCCGCCUGGGCGAAGGGCCUGCAGAAUGUGAAGUACGCCACGGACACUGAAGGCAUCAGCGCAACGCUGGACUUCUGCAAGGGGAGCAACAUCACCUGUGAGGUCACAGAGUUCGCCAGCAUGCGGCCCCUCAACAUCUCUGUGGUGUUUGGCUACCUCAACAUGUUUGUGUGGGCGGGCAACGCCUGGUUUGUGUACAAGGAGACGCGCUGGCACUCCCAGAAAUUCUCCUCUCAGCCCGGCCCUGCAAGGCAACAGGUCCCCGCUCCCAUCUAACGUACAAUAUAAAGCAACGCAGUCACAUACAUGUAGACACCACACAUAGAAAAGACACAAUUUGAGCACAUGCACAUUGUUUCUUGCAUGACCACACGUGCAAUUAUUACACAUAAAUACACAAAAAAAGCUGUGUAAGAUGAUGAAGAGAGACAAAAUGAAGGAUAAAUUGAUACUGUGUGUUUAAAAACAGAUGGUUUUGAUAUAUAUUGGAUUUGGGCCUUAUCAACACAGUAGCAGCUGUGUAGGUAGUACACAGAGCUAAAUUGGCAUUUUGUAACCCAAAAUGUAACAUAAUUCCUCUCAGUUCUAAAAAAAUGUAAAUUUCCCAAAAGAUUUCCUCCGAAGGCUUAAGCCCCUCUGCAGCAGUAGGAAGCUAGGGGAGGAGAAAGUGUUCAUGUGUAGAUUAGCUUUUGUUAUUUUCAUUUUUUUGUUACCUGUUUCUUAUACUACAGCAACACCAAUGCAACUAGUAUGUAAAUGUGCCUUCUUAAAGUAAUUCGGAGUCGGUUUCUUAUGCUUUAGUAAGCAGAAACAUGCAUACGUUAUCAUCAAAUGUGUUUAAACUUUAUAGCAAUUUUAUGGCUUGUGAGACUUGAAAGAGAGGUUUUACUCACUUCUCUGGUCUGAUUUUAGGACAAUUGCUGAAUUUAUUAUGCGUUAUUAUAUACUGAUGAAUGUAAGGUACUUAAAGCCAACAACAAGGAGCAAAAAGAUCUGCCGCAAUAGGGAUAAUGUGAUGAAGGUUGUCAGGGUAAAAGAGAGUUGUCUGUGGUGCACUAUGAAGCCGAAUACAGUGGAAGCCUCUUAUAGUAAUCACGUCUUUCCGAUUCAUGCAGAUCAUGCAGAUUACCAUCUAAUUGACAUUUGUAUAUUUAUUAUAUGGAUAUAAAAUAAUGAAACAGGCCGCUUCACUAUAAUGAAUUUUAUUGACUUUUCAGAAUACAUUGCAGCUGUUUCAAACACUUUUCAAAUUACUGUACAAAUUCAAUUACUUACUCAAGUACACUAUAAUAUAAUGCAGUGCUGUAUAUAAACUAAAGCUUACUGUUGGAGAAAUUAUAAUUAGGCUGUAGCAUAAAGUAGAAUUAUGCUACUAAGCCGCAAGUGGUGGUUUUGGUGCAUUUCUAAAUUUUUAAAAGGCCUGAAAAUAAACUGCAGGCUGUCGAUGAAAACUUGAAACAGUUUCAUAAUGCAGAAAGGUUACAGCAAGGCAAAAUAUUAUAGGAGUGAAGUGAGAAUUACCAUAGUUUAAUUGUUUUUCCCCCUUUGUUAUCAUGUAUUAAAAGAUCCCAAAUUAAUACUGUAAGCACUACUUUAUUACCUAAGGAGAAUUAUUUAAAAAGCAUCCUGUCCAAAGCUUUUUGUUCCAUACAAGGUAACUGUAAUCACUAUAAUGGUUUCCACUGUAGUCUCUAUACUAUAAUGCCAUAUCAGAAAAUGCCAUUCAUUGUAAUUUAUUGACAUGCAGUUCAUUGCAUUUGAUAUUGACCUUGAUAUUGAACCAUGCAUGUGAUAAAUGUGGAUAAAUGUGGCUUUUUUUUUGGGUCAUAUUUUGUAUAUUUUUCAGCAUCUUGUGUAUCUAGAAGAUGACUCACUGGGAUAUUCAUUCAUUCUUUCAUUCAUAGAAGAUCUCACAGUCAGCCCAUGUGCCCUCUAGUGGUGGUUGGUGGUAAAAUAUCAAAACUUGACUAGGGUUAUAAAUUUACAAACAUUUAUGAUGUGAAUCCAUAUAAAAGUCUUUAUUAGGUAACUAUCUGUCGACAAGGAGAAUGUUUAUUUCUGACAUGGACUGUGUAGCAUGGCCUCCAACCCAGAUAUCAGGAAAGUACAGUCAGUGUGUGAUGUUCUUAUCACAACAUGCACAGUGUGCUCAUAUGGUGCUUAGUAUGCUUUUAUGAUGAGAGUGUUUCAAGUGUAAAUCCAUAAAUAAUCCUUGACUGAAGGUUGUCUACUUCAUUGGUUAAAGAAAAUGUUGCUGAGAGUUUGAAAUCUUUUCUGUGUCCAAAAGCUUUGAUUUUUUUAGUUUCAUCUAAGGUACCAGAUGAAGGUUCAAUCCUUACUUGGUUGUGUAAAAAACAGUUUGUUGUUAUAAUUUUUAAUGUGACUUUUCUUUUUCACCCUUCUGCAUCACUGUCAAACAGCAACAACUCUGCCCAAGCACUAUUUUUUCCUCCCAUAUCUCCGUGUGAUGUUAAAUCCUUCAUAUUUUAAGUCUUGUGUUUUUGAUUAUCUAGUUUUUUUAUAAAUCCUUCAUGAGACACCAAACAAAGAGCUGGUGUUGUGUUUUAUAAACCGUCCGUUUUUUCCUCUUAUUUUUCAUUUUCAGUGUGUGAAGAUGAUUUGAAGGAAUUUCUGAUUUUCUUUUAUUGCUUUUUGAUAUAAUAAAUGUAAGUGAGAUGAUGUAAGUUCAUUUAACUGUGCCGAAGGACAAGGUUUAAUGAAUGUGUGUGUGUGUGUGUUUGGUGUACUGGUUAUGCCUCUUCACUUGUAUAAUCAUCCAACUAGCUAUAGCUUUGUCAAUGAUUCCUAUGCAUUUAACCUGUCUUUCAAGAGAGACUUACAUUCACUCUGUGACAUGCACAAUUUCAAUGUACCUUUGUUUUUUUCAAUAAAAAUGAAUGAUUUUUUUUUCAUUCAUCUCU
Molecule: messenger RNA, 3520 nt
Organism: Centropristis striata (black sea bass)
Lineage: Eukaryota; Metazoa; Chordata; Actinopteri; Perciformes; Serranidae
Gene: sypl1
Product: synaptophysin-like 1
Exons: 5
Coding region: 156-875 (239 amino acids)
Cellular component (GO): synaptic vesicle; synaptic vesicle membrane
Source: RefSeq, a predicted model, not a curated record